This is a messenger RNA of Effrenium voratum, 3721 nucleotides long. Lineage: Eukaryota; Dinophyceae; Suessiales; Symbiodiniaceae. The record is from the annotation of a GenBank genome assembly.
GUUCAGUCUCAUAGCCUCGGCGCGAGCCCGGGCGAAAGCUGAUCGACCGCUUAGCCCAGCCAUGGCGGGCUUUUUCUUUGUGCGCUUUGCUUUUGCCAGCCUGGCGCUGGCCUUGGCAAACUCCGUAUCGGGCAAAUGUGAAGGGGACGCCUGUCCCGCCACGUCGGCCUCGCUGCUGGCAAGGAAGGCGGAGGUGCGAGCUGGCGCAGUGGACACGCCCUUUGACAUCACAGAGGGCGUCGCAAAUGUGAGCAACAGCACCAAUGCAAGCUUGGCGCAGGAUAUCAAGUCGAACUUAGCGCAUGACUUGCAGGAGGCAGCCAGCAUCCCAGAUUUGGAGAACUCCACGAACUCGAGCAAGCACGGCUUCGGGACGCUCGGGUCGAACUUGGAGUUUCUGAUGCUCAAGGUGGCCCAGUUGGAGACCAUCGUUGAGCUGCAGCAGGUGGAGAUCCAUAACCUGAACGAGUGGAAGAACAAGCACAUGCAGAACGAGCACAACGUCUCGUCAAAUACUUCCGCCAUUGAGGUCCAAGCUAAAGAGGAGGAGAAAAAGCGGAAUGCUGCGGAGACCUUGAAAAAAGUUCUCCACAAGCACAACCACCAGCGGGAGAAGCGGGAGUUUGUGACUCCCAAACCGGCCCAAGACGUGGCAAAGGCCUCUCAAGAAAGUGCCUUGCUCCAGCGGCAAAAGAAGGCGAAGGCGAAGAAAACCGAGAAGUCCCUGGACUCAACUGUGACUUCCAAGAUCAUCGACGAUGUCGUGGAUGUUGCUGAGGAUGUUGGGGGCACAGUCGUAGAUGGCACAGGCAUGGUGGGUGAUGCUUUGGGGGAUGCCUACAGUGCAGCAGCGGACCAGGUCGAAUUUGUUGCCAACACGGUCAUUGACUCGGUGGAGAUGGCAGUGGACAUACUCAUCCGUGGCUUCACGGAUUGGAAUGCGGGCUGCGACGACAGCCGUUGGCCUAGCAUGAGUGUGAACUCAGAUGGACUCAGAGUUGACUGGGGGCGGCAGAAGUGCUGGGUCCGCCUCAUGGGGCAGACCUGUAACCUCUUCGAUUUCAACUUCGGCACCACCAGCCUAGAUUGGCCAGAGCCUCUCAAAACGGUUGUGGGCUUUGGCAUCGCACCCAUCAAGGCCAUGAUCAGUAUGGGCCUUGAGCUUGUGAACUGCGCUACCAUUGGCUCGCCUGUAGAGGUGAUCAAGUGCUUUGGCCUGAAGAUCAUUGAGCUGGUGCCUCCUUUGAACACCUUGAACAAGCUGAGCGACAUGAUCACCGAAUUCAUUCAGAUCUUUGCCAAAGUGGCCUCGACCGUGGUCAAGCAGGUGUUGGAAGAUGGCCAGUCCUUAGUCCAACAAGCUGCAGUGUCCAAGUUCCCAGCAGCUGGCGCGCCACCCGUCAUACACCACUCUGGCAAGAAUUUGAUGAUCAAGACCCACUCGCAGCACUUGAAUUCCAAACGCACAGCCAAAUCCAAGCCCCGGGACAUGUCGGCUCUUCAGUCAGACGCUCGUGCCCGUGCUCGCAGCUCGGGUGAUGAGGAUCCUUCAGGAGCCAUCAAUUUUGCGGUGCAUGACCAGGAUGGCAACUAUGCCACCAAGCUAAUCACGCAGUUCAACGGCAAGGAGGUUGACACCAGCUCGUGCCUGGCCUUCGCCCCCAAAAACAAAAAUGGGCAGAAUAACCAGGCCACAAAGGCUGAUUGGCAAGUCGCGAACGACGAUGACUUCAUCCAGCUUGAGCCUUGGGCGGUGCCCUGUGACAAUUCCUGGAUGAAGGACAACUGGGACAAGUGGCAGGGUUACUCCUUCUACACGUGGGAGAUGUCCAUUGAGAAGUGUGUGACUGUAACCUACUCGCUGUCCAUGCAGCCAGUGCUCGCCUUUGUGGGAGGCUUAGAAUUUGACUUGAUGCCUGCGCCUUUGGCCUCCCUGGACGACACAAUUGUCUGUUGGCCGGACAAGCAGCCCGGUGGUUUGGAUUUGAGUGUCCUUCGGACGGAGAUCAGGUCAGGAGGGGUUCUUCUCUUCAGCCGCACCCUGCGCCUGACCAAGCGCUUCGGUAGCGGCACCGACUUUGUGGCGGACAACACCUUUAUGGCACAUGAAACCUGGCGGAACCCCAUCGGCACCGCCACCGGCAUCCAUAGCAGUGAGGAUGAUCGCACCCUGGAGCCCAUGUCAAGGAAGUCAUCUCUCCUGGAGGCGAACCAGAGCAAAGCCAAGGCACCGGAAGUGGAGACGCGCUGGGAGGAGGAUGUUGAGGAUCUCUACCUGGCGUCGGCCGACUAUGGGAAGGAGUUGAACAUCACCAAGACGAGGGAACUUUACGGCACUGAGGCUGCCAAGGAGCACAGGAAGACCCUAAGCCUUCUUUCGAAGUCGGACUAUUUCGAGCUCUUCAGCUUCAAAAAUCCGGGGAUGGUGAAUUUCCAAAUCCAGGGGCUCUUGGAGGAUAACAACUUGGACCUGGCCAUGUCGAUCGGCUUCGGUCCAUUUCAGUCCCCAGAGAAGCGGAUCCGACUCAUCAACAUCGUGGAUCAGUUCUCCGUCGUGAUGACUGCCAUACCCUUUAUCUCUACGGACACCAAGCUAAAGGCACUUCAGGCGUUGCGUGAUUUCACUUCAGGGGAUGUGGAGAAGGUCGUGAAGCAGGUGCCUCCUCCGCAGCUCAUCCCUGGUAGCACCAUUGCCUUGUACCGCAAGGAUGCCAAGAAAUUCCUUCGCAUGAAUGGCGCUGACAUGGAUUCAGCAUCAUGGGACGAUCCCAAGAAUCCCCUUCCUUAUGAUUGGAGUUGGGAACGAUUUACGGUGGUGGACGCUGGAAGUGGCCAGAUUGCUUUGCACAGCUCUGUCCACAAUCGAUAUGUGAGGAUGAGUGAUGCCAAUAUGGACACGAGCGGCCAUAACGCCGCAAGCCAGCUUCCAGAUGGUUGGACUGACGAGCGCUUCACGCCAGUGUACGCCGGCAACGGAGAGAUCGGCUUGCACAACAGUCGCUUCAACAAGUACAUCCGCAUGUCACCUGAGGGUGUGGUCGAUAGCAGCGGCGCACAAGAUGCUUCAGGGCUUCCACAAGACUGGAGCUGGGAGCGUUUUCAGGUGGUGCAGGUGAAGCCCUACUUGCCGCCGGGCUCGGUGGUGGCCUUCCACAAUGCAGCCAAGAACCGUUUCCUGCGCAUGAACGACAACGCUGACAUGGACUUCAGCUCUGAGUGCAACUGGAAUGAGUUUCCUGACGGCUGGACUUGGGAGCGAUUCACGGUGGUGGAUGGUCAAAACGGGCAAGUCGCUCUUCACAACGCCCUGCACAACCGCUUCAUCAAAAUGAGCGCUGAAAACAUGGAGGAGAGCAGUGAGAAGGCUGCUGCAGAUCUUCCCGCGCCGGAUGUGUGGACUUGGGAGCGCUUUGCAGUGGUGCCGGCGGGGGGCGAAUACAUCGCCCUGCACAACACCCUUCACAACCGAUUCAUUCGCAUGACGUCCAGCGUGGUGGACAGCAGUGGUGUCACGAACGCGCAGGACUUGCCUUCUGACUGGAUUGGUGAGCGCUUCCGCGUAGUGAUAAUUUCCGACUUCAGCACGUCAGCGCAAGACUUGGCAUGGUCCUUUGAGUCGUCUGGAUGACCUGCAGGGUGGUUCGGGCUGGGGAACCUCCAAAAGUGGGGUGGUACCUUUGAAUUAUAUUAAUCACUGUCGCUGCCGCUGAUCGCAAGGAGG